CGCAUGUAUACUACAAGUUUGUUUUUAAUAAAUUUAGUAGAAAAAAUACAUUUACGAUGUGUCAUUUUAGUCAGGCAAUAUGAAAAACAACACUUCGUCCCACUGCUCAUUGUUUUGAUUUUAGGUGCGCGCUAGUUGUGAAUCGUUUCUAUCUGUGUAUAGGCUACAAAACGAAUACCUUUAUUGGUCUUAAUUAUUUUAUACAAACAUCAUCACAGAUAUUCUGCCGUUUAUUUGGUAUCCUGUGUCACUGAAGCAUAAAGAUUGUAGCUGCAUGUAAUUUACUUACAGAAAGUCUACAUUAGUGUAACGUGAAUAAUGGAGCACAAUGGACUGCUGUCCAGUAACGCUUGCCAGACACAUCUGAAAUUGGUUAAUGGGUUCACUGAGGCGUCGACCAUUUGUUUACCCAGUAAACGUAAACGAAAUGAUGUGAAUACUGUAAAUGGCCACGAAGAGGAUGAUCCGAAGGGGUUUCCCUCCAAAGAGAGCUUGAGGAAACGUGGUUUUGUCUUGAUUGACGGCCAGAGAGGUGUGUUCCAUUCUGAGAGCUGGGAGCCUAAUGGCAGCACUUUAUACCUGCCUGUAAAUGGCACUUUGUUAGCCAACAUUGAAAAAUACGAUCAGAUCAGCUUUGAGCAGGGCUGCUUCUGCAUCGGCAAUCCAGCAGGUGGAUUUCAACAGAAAGUCCAAGGUCAGGCGAUCCAUUUCUGGCGAUAUAGUGAACGUGAGCGAAAGCUUUUCAUUUCACUUUCUUACUUGUUCACAAACUUACAAGUGUUCCAGGAAGUUGUCAGCACUCUUGAUUGUCUCUGAGGAUUCUGAGUACACACAGUGCCAUCUAAACUAAAAAGCUUGGACCAAUCGUAUUUUAUUUAGUGCAGCCUAGACAUUUCUCUUUCUUUGUUAAAAUGUAUUUUAUAAACAUUAUUUUAAAUAUUGUGAUAUCCGUUGAAAUAUGUGCCUUUGACACAUCAGUGUAUUUCAUUUCUGUGCUGUUGCAGAGUCAACGAUGAAAGGUAUCAGCCGUGUUUGAUAUCUAAAAAGUGUAUUUAGUUAAGCUUCCAUAAACGCGGACACAAUAUUACACAAUUACACAAUAUAGUAAGUGAUCUUGAAGCCUUUGUUAUUGCUGUAAGCUAAAACAUGACAUGAAAGUACUGUAUUUUAGAUGCCCGUGGAGCUCGUUGCUGAUUUUGUGCACUAUAUUUGUACUCUAAAAAUGUUGUAUGUGUUGAAGCUUCGCUUUGGUGACUUUUUAUAUAUAUAUUUUUUUUUACAAUAAAAUGGAAAACUAAUAAC
Molecule: messenger RNA, 1302 nt
Organism: Puntigrus tetrazona (Sumatra barb)
Lineage: Eukaryota; Metazoa; Chordata; Actinopteri; Cypriniformes; Cyprinidae
Exons: 4
Coding region: 319-816 (165 amino acids)
Source: RefSeq, a predicted model, not a curated record